Camellia sinensis is the source of this 1046-nucleotide messenger RNA. Lineage: Eukaryota; Viridiplantae; Streptophyta; Magnoliopsida; Ericales; Theaceae. The record is from RefSeq and is a predicted model, not a curated record.
AAAUUCAAGAACUAAAACAAAAAUGUAUGAUGUUGGAAUGCACAUCACAUCCUUCUGUAGUAUGCGUUGAUGAAAUGGCGAUGGAGUCAGUUAAUAAUCCUGAACCAGAUCUUGAUGAGUUGAUAUAUCUUGUCGGAGGAUACAAUGGUGUAUUAUGGUUAUCGGCGUUGGAUUCCUACUCUCCUACGACGGGUGUGAUAAAAUCUAUAAAGCCAAUGAACCAUGGCCGUGCUUAUGUCUCUAUUGCAUGGUUGAAUGGUGAGCUUUACGUAUUUGGUGGUGGAAACGGUAGUUUGUGGGUUGACACAGUGGAAUCUGCGACCUUCUUUGAAUGGUGAAAAGGGAAGCUUAGCAGGUGCUACUCUAAAUAACAUAAUUUUUGCAAUGGGUGGUGCAAAUGGGGUAGAUUGCUAUGCAGAUGUUGAAAUGUUUGAUUUAGAUGUUGGUCGCUGGAUUUCUUCACGGUCAAUGCUACAAAAGAGAUUUGCUUGUGCAUCGGCAGAGCUUAAUGGUGCAAUCUAUGCCGUUGGUGGAUACGAUGGAAAGGAAUAUUUAAAGUAAGAUAUCAAAUCCGCUUUAUUUUUAUUUCAUGUUAAACUAUAUGUGACCUGUGGCUCACUCAUGAAUGCACUUAAAAACAUGUCCAUGCACUAUUAUUUUUAGAGGGCUUGAGUUUUGAAAAUAUAUGGGUAUGUGCACCUGUCACUUAUUACAAAAUUCUUAUUGUUAAUAACCAUGCUUGCGCCUUGCUUGUAAUCUAAUUUUUUAAUAUCUUGCCACUAUCAGACUUGGAUUCAUUGUACCUGGCUUUUAGAUGAAAAUCAUGAACUGUUACAAUUUCCCUUUGGUGAAGUAGAAAGAGUUUUUCUUGCUUAUGGUUUCAUCUACCUCAUUUAUUAAAUAUAUGUUCGGAUAGGUGGAAGUUUUUUGUGAUCCCUAUAGAAGGAAGACUAGAAUAGUCUCUAUAAAUAGUUAGUUUAUUCAUAUGCUUCUGCGGUUUCUAAAUUAAUUUUUGUUUUCAUUUUUUAGGUUAGAAAUUUCUUGGA